AUGACACAAAUCCCUCAAAUUACGCAACUUGCAAGUAACGCUGGAAUCCAGAUUGAUGAACUCAAAGCAGAUCCUAAUAGCCAGGGUUUAGCAGUUAUAAGUGAUUAUUUCCAACAAAACUUCGGAGAUUCUUCCAAGCUCUUUGUACAGCCAGAUCAGCAUAGUGUCACCAAAGAAAAGGAGCGUAUUGCUGAAAGAUUAGGUUCUUUUAAUCCCAAAGACAACGCAGUUUGGCAUGAAAUUACACAGAGGUUUGGAGCAAACAUUAAGCAGCCCGAACUCCUUAGUAUUGCUAAUGUUUUAGCUCAGAACGCUUCAAUUAAACUAGAUCGUGAUGCAAAAAGAAGAAAGUCUGUUCUUAUUAAGUGGUUUGAAGAGAAUUGGAACGCGAUUCAGCCAUAUUUAGCUUAUGUUGUCUUAGAAGAUACAAAAGCGGAGUAA
This is a messenger RNA of Trichomonas vaginalis G3, 441 nucleotides long. RefSeq lists its product as uncharacterized. The record is from RefSeq and is a predicted model, not a curated record. The transcript has a single exon. Bases 1 to 441 code for a protein of 146 amino acids. NCBI's taxonomy places the organism in Eukaryota, Parabasalia, Trichomonadida, Trichomonadidae.